This is a messenger RNA of Exserohilum turcica Et28A, 897 nucleotides long. RefSeq lists its product as uncharacterized. The transcript has 5 exons. The coding region runs from base 1 to 897 and encodes 298 amino acids. NCBI's taxonomy places the organism in Eukaryota, Fungi, Ascomycota, Dothideomycetes, Pleosporales, Pleosporaceae. The record is from RefSeq and is a predicted model, not a curated record.
AUGCCACUGGUCAUCAUCUCAGGAUUCCCGUCGGCGGGCAAAACCACCAGAGCCGCCCAACUGCAGCAGUUUUUCGAGUCCAAGAUUGCCAGCGCGCCGCCCGAUGCGCGCACGUCCCGCCUCAAGGUCCAUCUCAUCAACGACCAGAUGCUGGGCGUGCCGCGCUCCGUCUACCGCACGGCCAGAGCCGAGAAGGAUGCCCGUGCGGAAGAAUAUUCUGCCGUCAAGAGGGUCCUGUCGCGGGAUGACAUUGUCAUUGCAGAUGGCCUGAACUACAUCAAAGGCUUCCGCUACCAAUUGUACUGCGAGGCCAAGGCCUUGCAAACCCCCAGCUGCGUUGUCAAGCUGCACGUAGGCACGCCGCCCGACCGAUGCCGCCAAAACAACACCAAGCUGCUCGCGGAUGCCGAGCACGACGGCGGAUACGAGGACGACGUCUUUGAAAAUCUGAUUUUCCGCUACGAAGAGCCCAAUGGCAUGACGCGCUGGGAUAGUCCGCUGUUCAUCGUGGUCGAGGAAGACCAGACACCGCCGUGCGACCAAAUAUGGGAGGCCAUGGUGGGCAGCGACGGAAAGAUGAAGACUGUCCGUCCCAAUCUGGCGACCGUGCUGAAACCGGCGACGGAGCAAAACUACCUCUACGAACUCGACAAGACGACGUCCGACAUCCUUGCGCAGAUAAUGGUUUACCAAAAAGACCAUGCCGGCGAGGGAGGUGGUGAGAUAGCCGUGGCAGAUGUGGAGAAGCCCAUCGAGCUGCCUGCGACGCCAAUGACUUUGCCGCAACUCCAGCGCAUACGACGCCAGUUCAUUACUCUAAACCGGCAACACAGCUUCUCCAAAGCCCGGAUAAAGGAAGUCUUUGUCGAUUACUUGAACGCCGAGUUUUUGCGCUAG